This is a messenger RNA of Belonocnema kinseyi, 2175 nucleotides long. RefSeq lists its product as uncharacterized. The coding region runs from base 702 to 1556 and encodes 284 amino acids. Lineage: Eukaryota; Metazoa; Arthropoda; Insecta; Hymenoptera; Cynipidae. The transcript is spliced from 6 exons. The record is from RefSeq and is a predicted model, not a curated record.
GCGAAUCCGAAAUUUUGAAGUUGUCUUUGUCCGAAUUUGAAAAAAGACUGUUAAUAAUGUGCGACAAAAAUAACGGCAAAGAAUCAAAUUAUUCUGCUGAUGUAGUCAAUGAAUUUAUCGAACUAUACAAAAAAUCAGAAGAAAAUCGUGUACCUUGGCCAGGUUAUGCAGAGUUUUUCGAUUUCUACUCGGCGGAAGGAAAUAGUUACAAACUAAGGUGCAAAUUGUGUUUGACUCCGAAAAUUCUAAGUGGUGACAAAUGUUUGUCCGCGAAUUUCAGAAAACACAUUAAGAUUGUUUUUUAGAUGCACUGUGAAAAUUAAACGAUAAAAGAAGGCACAACUUUAGGGCAUGUGAUACUCUGAAAAUUAUCGAUUAUACCAGUGUAAGAUUUCAACGGACGUCCCUGAACUCUUCUUUUAAUGUACAUCAAGGCGUCAAAGACCUGGACGAAGCUACAAUAAUCGCAAAAAAAGAGAAAAUCAGAAAAUGAAUUCCCAGAAACUGAAUUAAAGCCAAAUAAAGGACACCCUAUUCUGGCUGAGUUCAAUUCCGAAAUAGUGAGACCGAUAGUUACGCAAAAAGUACUGGAUCAAAACAUAAUAAACUAUGUGGUAGAAGAAACUAGACCAUUUAGCGUUGUUGAGAAACCUGCCUUUAAAAAUCUAAUACUAUCAGCUUUACCAAACAAAUGAAGCAUUAUGACACGAAAAACAAUAGGAGGAAGAAUUGACGAGACGUAUGAAAAAAUGACUUUAAAUGUCUGUGAAAAACUGGAGAAACAAGAAGUUCUAUCAGGAACAGCUGAUUGUUGGACUAAAUCAAAAAGAAGUUACCUGGGUAUGACCGCCGAUUGGAUAAAUGAAGUCACUUUAGAACGAGAAUUUGUUGCACUGGCUUGCAGAAGGAUUCGCGGAAGUCACAGGUAUGACUUCAUAACACGAUAUAUACAAGAAACCUUAAUCAAAUUUGGAAUUCAAAAUAAAAUAAUUGGAAUUACCACGAACAAUGGCUCGAAUUUUAUUAAAGCAUUUCGAGUAUUUUUAGAAAACGAAGAUCCAGAUGCUGGUGCUGAAAAUGAAAGUGAAGACGAAAAUGACGAAGACGACAUUGAAAUGCAUUUCCUCGCAGAUAUUCUUGACAAUCCUGGCGAUGGUGAUGAUGCCAAUGAAAACGAGAUAAUUCUUCCACCGCAUUACAUAUGUGGAAGCCACAGUUUAAACCGGGUUGCUGUGGGAGAUUCUGAAGCAGCUUUGCAAAGCAAGAAGUAUGAAAAAUUGAGCAAAUCUGCAUUCUUUAAAUGUGAAAAACUUUGGAGAAAACAAAACAAAGCUUCAAAGAGCGCUGAUAAGAUAAAAGAAAUUUUAGGAUUUUACUUUAACACACCUAAUCUCACAAGAUGGAAUUCGACUUAUGAUUCGGCAGAUCAGCUGGUGAAAAUUAGUGAAAAAGAAAAUGGCUUAGAUAAACUGAAUCGCUGUUUCGAUGCAUGUGGACUGCAGCGACUGACUUUACAAGAAGUCCAAUUUUUGAGAGAAUACUGCAAGGUUAUGUAAAUUAGAACAACUAAAGAAUGAUGGACUGAAAUUCUGCGAUCCUUUAGCCGACAGUAUCCUCAAUGGAGUGCAAGAUCGAUUUCAAGCUCUUUUCAAUCGAUCGCAUUUGAUUAUUGCAGAUUGUUUACACUCGAAAUUGAAAUUUGAUUGGAUAACUGAGCAAUCUGAAAAAGAUUCAGCCAUUCAAAGGAUAGAACGACUUCUAAAUCUAAAUAUUCUUGAUACGAAGAAGUAUCCUACCAACGAAAAAAAAGAAGCUCCUGAGAGUUUCUUCAACUUUCCUAAACGGCAGCAACCAGAAGAAGAAUGUCAAGAGCUGAGAGACUACUUGUCAUCAAACUCUGAGUCCUUGAGUGUAUUGGAACUAUUUCCGAAUUUAAAGAUUAUUCAAUCGAUACAACACUACUCUUCCCAGUAGUGCUUCUGUUGAAAGCCUAUUCAGUGUCGCAGGUCUCGUGAUGAAUCCUCGAAGAUCCAAGUUAGAACAUCAGUCCUUUGGAAAACAGCUGCUCUUGAAAAUCGACAAGAACUAUUAUUAGGAGAAAGUUCUUUUAAUUUUUACCCAAAGAAAGAGACAUUUAUUUACGUUUAGACUCUAAAUUCUUUCAAACAUAUUAUA